Daucus carota subsp. sativus is the source of this 996-nucleotide messenger RNA. RefSeq names its product UPF0613 protein PB24D3.06c-like. Lineage: Eukaryota; Viridiplantae; Streptophyta; Magnoliopsida; Apiales; Apiaceae. The record is from RefSeq and is a predicted model, not a curated record. The transcript has 4 exons. Bases 640 to 951 code for a protein of 103 amino acids.
GUGUUUGUGUGUGUGUUUUGUGCAGAUUUUGGAUUCUGGAUGUGGUGUUUGAUGUUUAGUUGACAUUGUUUUUGCAGUGGAUUGAUGAGGGUUUAUUGAUUUGUUAUGAAAUUUGAGCAUGGGUAUCGGAUCCGAAUGUGUUUUUGUAGUUGUAAUAAGUGGCAAGAUGUUAGCUUUAUGUUUGAUAGAUGAAAAAUUCUGAUGUCCCAAUUGACCAUUUAUGAUUAUGUUAUAUUAAAAGAAGGGAGGUGAAAUGAUGUUACACUGGUUUUUAAAGUUUCGGGAUCAUUAAAAAAGUUUCGUUAGCUUGUUAAGGUGCUGUAUCUGUAAAUGGUUAAGGUGUUAUGAGGGAUUAGUAUGUAUGUAACAUGUUUUUCUCUUGAUAAAUGAAGAUAUGAUAAUCGAGGAAAUGGUUUAUUACCUGCUUUCACUCUGGAGUAUCACUGCCAGGAAGGUCUGGUAGCUAGAUUUUUUCAUACCUGUUUCCAGUCCACAUUUGGGGUUUUCAUAAAUUUUCAGAAUACACAUAAAUUUUCUGUGGUGAAGCACUAAAACCUUGAACAUGAUGAAAAGCCUUGAUGUUCUUAGUAUAGGGAAUACACUGUCUGUGAGCCUUAUAAAUAAGAACUAUCAGGGUAAAUGAUGCUACAUCUCUUCCUUUUUCCCGGUGGUGGUUAUGUGAACGUCGUACUCUGGGAUAUAUCAGUAGCUUUUCCUCUACUUUUCAAAUGGGUUAAGUUCUGCACUGUUGCCUUUAAAACAGGUGACUAUAAACAGCAAGCUAUAUUUAUUGGCGGGCUGACAGAUGGAUUUUUGGCUACUGAUUACUUGGAACCUCUUGCUAUUGCUCUUGACAAAGAGAAAUGGUCACUAGUCCAGUUUCUGCUCUCCUCUUCUUACAGUGGAUAUGGCCUCUCAAGUUUAAAAGAAAAUCUGGUUUUGGUAUAUUAGAUGAAGGAUAAGCUACACCAGGUUCAGCUUUAUGAGGAGGGGGAA